GUUUGGUAGACUAUUUAACCAGUCAAACCGAGCCAUCAUUUCGGUCUAAUUGAAUUAUUUCCAAACGGAACUACCUAAAUCACAAACCGAGCCAUUAAGUUUUGUUGGAAUUUGAAAAUAAGUAUCGACUCUUCUUCCCACAAACACUCUCUUUCCUCUGAACCUUUUCCUCUCUUCUUCAUCAUCACAAAUGGAUGAGAUCAAACCAAAGGAAGAAGAAAAGCUCAAACGACGCCGUAAUGUCAAACCCAUUUGCCGUGAAACUGGAGACCACGUCCAUUAUCCACAACCAACAACACGCAAACCUAAAUCCAAACCCACGCGUACUCAUCACGCGCCACCACCGAUCCUCGAAUCAAUCUUCAAAGUCACUCACAAACCACACUACGGAGAAUGCAGGAAGAAUCACGCCGCCGAUAUCGGCACCACCGCUUACGACGGCUGCGGCGAGUUCGUCACGGCCACCGAGGAGGAAGACCAGUCUCUAAAUUGCGCCGCAUGCGGCUGUCACCGCAACUUCCACCGUGAAGAACUGAUCACUGACAACGGAGUCGCCGAGACGGUUCUUGAAGUUCUCAAGAUUUCAACAAACUUCUAA
Camelina sativa (false flax) is the source of this 598-nucleotide messenger RNA. Lineage: Eukaryota; Viridiplantae; Streptophyta; Magnoliopsida; Brassicales; Brassicaceae. The record is from RefSeq and is a predicted model, not a curated record.